AUGGAUAAGUAUAGGUGUUUAGUUGCCACAAUUGUUGUAAUGCUGUUGUGUAUCGACGAUAUUCAAAGUAGUCGAAAUCCAAUCAAUCUAAUAGACAAUGGUUAUGAGACCAUAUUGAUAGCGAUUCAUGAAAGUGUGCCAGAGGAUCAUCGGAUUGUGGACAGACUAAAAGAGAUAUUUACUGAUGCAUCCGGAUUCGUGUUCCAAGGCACUUUUAAUCGCACUUAUUAUCGAAAUGUCACCAUUCUCCUACCAAAUACAUGGAGUGACGAACUAAGAGAAGCGCCAGCAACGACGGAACGAUUCGAUAUUGCUAACGUCAUAGUGGACCAACCCAAUCCAAACUAUGGGGAUAAUCCUUAUACAAAACAAACUAAAUCAUGCGGAGAGCUGGGCGACUAUAUCCACCUGACAGAACGUUGGUUAGUGGACGAGGAUUAUAGUUGGUACUACUGGGGAAAUCCAGGUAAAGUAAUUGGACACGAAUGGGCCCAUCUAAGAUGGGGUGUUUUUGACGAAUAUCCCACAGAAGAAUAUGAACAUUUCUAUUAUGAUGAGAAUGGUCACGUGCAACCGAGUAGGUGUUCAGAAGCAGUCACAGGUGUAUCGCUAGACAUUUAUGACGGAUACAAAGAAUGCAACAAGGAUCCAUCAAGUGGAGUCUUACCAGAUUCAGGAUGUAGAUUUUUUCCCAAGUUAGAAAACAACGAAGCUACGGGCUCAUAUAUGUAUGCAAAUUACCUUGAUUCGGUGUUCACGUAUUGUCAUAGCAGCGAUGAUUUGGAUCAAAUGGCACGGCACAACAGACUUGCUCGAAAUAAGCAAAAUAAACAAUGUUGCUAUGACAGUGCUUGGGAUGUGAUGCUUGAUUCAGAUGACUUUGCAAAGGAAGCCAAUCCCCCACGAGAUAUAUUACCCGAUACAUUCAUUCUUGUUGUACAAGAAGUGGAGUUACGAAUUGUAUUGGUACUGGAUGUAUCUGGAAGCAUGGACGAUAACAAUCGACUUGACCUCCUGUUACAAGCGUCUACACGUUAUAUUGGCUAUACAGUUCCCAAUGCUACCUGGAUUGGAAUUGUGGAAUUCAGCAAUGAUGCAACAAUACUAUCCGAAUUGGUGCAGAUCGUUGGAGUAGAAACAAGAAAAGAGUUGAUCGAGGAACUACCAGAUGACGCCAAAGGUGCCACAAGCAUCGGGAGUGGUUUGUUAGCUGGUUUAUCCGUGCUAGAAAGAGGACCGGGUGGCGCUGCUGGCGGAAUAAUAUUUCUUAUAUCUGACGGAGAAGAAAACACACCGCCUUACAUGAAGGACGUAGUAGACUUAUUGGUUCAAGAAGAAGUAGUUGUGGACACAUUGGCUUUAAGUGACGAAGCUGAUGAGGGUUUAGCGAAGUUGUCUGAUGCUACUGGGGGUACAGCUUAUUGGUAUUCAGAGAGUGAUGAAUCAACUGCGUUACACGAUGCAUUCACAGAUACAAUUACUAGUCGUACUAGUACCAGUACUGAUACACCAGUACAGUUAGCAAGUUAUAAGACUGAUGUCGAAGGCAGAGAUGGUAUAUUUAAAGAAGAAAUAUACAUCGACCAAUCUAUAGGCAGACAUACUAUUUUCUUUAUAUUCUGGGAGUUCGGUUCUGAUCCUGUUGAAGUUGUUGUCCGUGAUCCCAGUGGAAAUAUUAUUGACAACCAGUCUGGCACGUAUGUUCAAAACGAUGACACAAACACCAUUAUAAUACAAAUUGAAGGCAUAGCACAGGUGUUGACUGAAGAUCCAGUUCCGUUCAGAGAGUUUGGGCGUGUCACAUCUGGAGGGUUGUUCCAGGUUGACAGUGGAGUGUACAUUCCAGGAGAUGAUGAAGACUUAAUCCCUCCAGAAUGA
This is a messenger RNA of Saccoglossus kowalevskii, 1878 nucleotides long. RefSeq names its product calcium-activated chloride channel regulator 1-like. NCBI's taxonomy places the organism in Eukaryota, Metazoa, Hemichordata, Enteropneusta, Harrimaniidae. Gene Ontology annotation, molecular function: protein binding. The record is from RefSeq and is a predicted model, not a curated record.